This is a messenger RNA of Lottia gigantea (owl limpet), 5934 nucleotides long. RefSeq lists its product as hypothetical. Gene Ontology annotation, biological process: protein polyubiquitination; positive regulation of proteasomal ubiquitin-dependent protein catabolic process; ubiquitin-dependent protein catabolic process. Gene Ontology annotation, molecular function: ubiquitin conjugating enzyme binding; zinc ion binding; nucleic acid binding. The record is from RefSeq and is a predicted model, not a curated record. Bases 1 to 5934 code for a protein of 1977 amino acids. Gene Ontology annotation, cellular component: cytoplasm; ubiquitin ligase complex. The transcript is spliced from 2 exons. Lineage: Eukaryota; Metazoa; Mollusca; Gastropoda; Lottiidae.
AUGGAUAGAAUACUGCCUGAGUUUCUUAAGAAAUUAUGGAGAAACCACAACAAUGGUGACAGAGAUAAAGCAGAUCCUGAGGAAGGUAGGGACUGCACUAAAAUUGACAUUUUUGAUAAUGUGUUAUUUGAUCCACUUCCUGCUCGAACCCCUUCAUCAGAUCAACAGACCAACGGAAGUGACAUAAAAAAUGUCGCCAAGUCGCAUGAUAAAAUUGUUAUCGCCGAGACUAGAAACAAGUACGAUUGGAAGAUAUUACCCUACCCUAAAGAAUCUACAAAUAAAUUUAAAUCAGACGGAAGACUCACAACACCAUCAAAACAGUCGUCUUUCCGACAAUAUGACCCAUCUGCAUCUUCAAGAUAUAGGCCUACCCUCAUGUCAGAAUCACCCACAGAAUUAGAUCGAACUGAAAGGAGGAGAGAACAUCGCGAAACACUCAAAGAUUCGUACCCAAAUAAACAAUUUGACGGUCAAAACAUUCCAAUUAAACCGAGGUCUACCCUAGACAAUAAAGCUAAACCAGCACUGUCCACUAAUAGUUUCACGAAGAACGAAGUAGGGUUACCACACCAAAGCCGUGAAAACCGGGGGACACAGAAUGGUUCUUUGUCGUCGAGAUCAUUUGGGUCUUCUGAUCUUUCCAAUGACGAGGAGGCUAGACUACAACAUACAAGAGAAGUUUUAAAAAGGACCACGGACAAAAUCAGAAAGUCCGAAAGUAAAGAAUCAAAGACUUGUACUGACUACCCAGGAAUUCGCCUGUCAUCGACAUCUUUUGGGUCUUGUAAUAUUUCAAAUGACAAGGUGGCUACACUGCAACAUAGAAGAGAUGUUUUAAAAAGGGACACAGGCCAAAUCAGAAAGUCCGAUAGAAAAGAAUCAACAUUAUGUAGGCCUUCUGCUUACCCAGUAGUUCCCAAAAGAAAUGAAUUCUGCGACGAAUCGAAGAAAAAUACAAAAUGUCCAAUGACUCAAUAUGACCACUUGUCUUCAACUACCAGGCUUUCGUUCGAGUCAUCUGAUGGUACGGAUGUCGAUACAUCGAAAAGCAGAGUUAAUUAUAUAAAGAUGAUAUCCCCUCGACCUUUCAUAUACAGACAGUCAAAUUCAUUGGAAAAUAAGACGGCAAAAGAAUCAGGGAAUGGUAGCAGCAGCACAAAAGUUAUUGACACGUACACAAAAAAGAUCCAUGAUUCGAGAGAUGGAUACCAGCAAUUUAAUAUGGAGACAUCAACAGUAGAUACAAAGUAUAAAGGGGUCGCAACCGAUAAACGGACGCCAACGGACAAACAACCAAUAGUCGAUAAACAACCACUAGUCGAUAAACGACCUCCAGUCGAUAAAGGGAACGCAACCGAUAAACGGAAACCAGUCGACAAACAACCAGUCGAUCAACGAACAUCCGCAAACGAUAGUUCCGAAAUUGAUAAAUACACAAAAAAAAAUCAUUCCCAACUUGACAAAUUGCUCUCAGACUGUGUAGAGAAGAGCAGGAAUGACUGUCUCAAAAAGUCUGGUAAAUUAUGUGAUGCUGAGAAUGCCGGAGAACAUUCCCUUUCUACCUUGGAAAUAGGAACAUUAGCGAAAUAUCAUUCCCAAGGUGCCCGACCUAAAGAUUCGUCAUUCAUUAACAAAUCGAAAAACAUGUCACCUAAUCUUGCUGAAACCAGUGGUGGACGAAAUGACGUAAAGGGGCUGGAGCCAACUUCACAACAUACCAAAUUCGACACGAGACAGGAAGCAAAUGAUCAUUCCAAGCGAUCGAAAAAUAACGAAACACUUAACUUGGACCAAUCAAAAGUUAAAUCAGCGAAUCCAGAUCUGACUGAAAACAGUCGUCGACAGAGUUAUGUAAACCGGAAAUCUGAAACAAACCAAAAGGCUUCUCAUAAAAUAAUUGCUGCAACUGCUUCAGAGCAAAAAGGAUCCACUUCACUACAUGAAAGGAACAAUUCAUUAAACCAGGAUCAAUCAAAAAGCAAAAAGAAAAGAAAUCGCCGAAGGAGAAAGUCAAACAACCAUGAAGCAACCAAGGAUAAUCACCAUGUAACUUCUGCAACUCCAUUACGGCAACCAGAAAUUGGCAAUUCCCAGCCACUUGAACGGAGCCAAUCAUCAAGCCAGAACCAAUCAAGAAGCAAUGUCGUAAAGAACCCCAAAAAGCCUGAAACAACCCCGAUUAAUCCAACAAUAAUACAAGACAAACCAAUCCCGAGCAAAGUGCAUCUAACAAAUCAUUUUCAAAAGAUUGCAACCUGUCCAAAGUCAAAACCAAGUCGAAGCUUUUAUGUUGUGCUGCUGAAAAUCGAAAUGUCGGUACCUUUGGUUGCUCUUUUGGAUAUAAUUUUAGGCCCUGAUAGUGAACGCACUAUACUAUCUAUAGAAGACGAACCUAUCUUGGACCUUGAAAGCGCCACCCUGAACUUUUCCGACGUCCAGAAAGCUGAACAGGCUUUAAAGCAACUUCGUGAGUUCAACUGUCAAAAUCUGCUUUGUACCUGGACUACUGUGGAUAAGCGUAUAGAAAUUUUGAAGACAUAUUUUAACGACUUUGAAUUUCAUUCUUCUGACAUUUUGAAAACUCACGAUGAAAAAAUUCAAGCCAUCCGAAAACAAUUGGAAAGUUGUGCCUUUGAUGAAAAGGAAGCCUUAAAGAUGCGGAAAGAGGAGCUAAUACUACAGCUUAGAGAGUUUACAAGUUUUUCAAAAACGGUUCGGGAAUCUCUUCGCCGUUCCAUUCUAUUGGAGGAUGAACAAUCGCCACCUGAUGCGGCGAUCCAAACAGCGAUUGAGACUCUGGAAGAACUCGGAAGCAUCAAGGAUGAUAGGAUUACAGACAUUGGGAAAUGGUUGGUGAAGAUUCCCCUCGAGCCGCGAUUUGGUUGUAUGAUUAAAAAGGGGUUUGAAAUGGGGUUCGCCUAUGAUACCAUCGUAUUUACUGCUUUAUGUAGUUCCUCAGGAUCUAUAUUCUAUCGAGGAGGCAAUGAUCAGCAGAAGAAACGAAGCGAUUUGAAGAAGCUGACAUUUUGUGACACUAAGGGUGAUGCUUUUACUUAUUUGAAAAUCUACAAGGAAUGGGAGCAAGUGACAGAAAAACGGAAGAAUAAAUGGUGCUUUGAUAAUGCCCUUAAUUCCAAAUCACUUCGCGGAGCCAGAGAAUUGGUGAACGAGAUAUGUUCUAUUUUUAAACAUAACUGGUCCAUUCUCGUCAAGAAAACUUUUUCUACCAAAGUGGAACUUGAAGAAGCUCUCCAGAACAUUAUCCUGUUUGCCUUUUACGAGAAUAUUGCCCAUUCUUUAGGCCACAAUAGGAUGGGUUACUACAUUCCUAACCUACGACAGAGAGUCUUUGUCCAUCCGUCGUCUGCCCUGAACUCUUUAAACGAUUCGAGUCAAUGGUUGGUGUUUAUAAACAUUCUGAAAACUUCAAGAGAUUAUAUAACCGUUGUGACGCCCGUGGAGGAGUCAUGGAUUCGUAAGAUCACCUCUUUAAAGACCAAACAAUUUGAUAUCGACGAGGCCAAGAGGAAAUCAGUGUGCUCAGUUCGUAAUCAAUUUUUCGGUUCCACAACAUAUUCAUUCUUUGUUGGUCCUGCACACUCGAAGCUGAAGGCUUAUGAAGAUUUACUAUACGAAUCGGUACAAGUCCCUGUGGUCAUAGAAGCUGAUCGAAAAACUGGGGAAGUCAAAUUCAUCUGCGGAUUUAAUGUGGCGCUACCUGGUGAUUUGAUAGACAACUGGAUAGUCGAGGCAAGAAGUCACGUGAUACAAAGAACUGCUGAAUAUAAGGUUGGUUCGAACAACCAGGCUGGUGGAGUUCGAAUCGUUCUUGGUUUAGGUGGUGAAGGUCAGCUGAUUCUGAUGCCUGACGAAUACCGGAAUAUCCACAUCAAAUCGUCAGGUAAAGAGACCAGUAAGGAGACGGUGGUGGACAAGUUCAAAAGAUUUGGACAGAUUGUAGACUGUUGGGAGGACAAACGAUCUUAUCAUAGAUGGGGUCGAGUAACAUUUUCUACACCAGAAGCUGCUGCGGAAGCCGUAAGAAGAACACAAGAUGAUCCAAAACACGCAGCUACCCCGGAAUUCAAGAUUCAAAAACACGCCUUCUUCCAAUAUCAAGCGACUAUUGAGUGGGUAAGACGAAAGCCAACUGGACUGGUUUUUGUGGACAUGGAUUAUUUGGAGGCGAUGUCGGUGAAGUCACUGCGCGAAGUUAGGAUACUGGGACAAUCAUGCAGCAUCUCUUUGGAUAAGAAGAAGCGCGGCACCGUGCUUCUUCGCAAAGUGCCAACUAUGGUAACGGAGCAAGAUAUUCAAUAUUGCUUUCCACAGCAUUCCCAAAGGAGAGCUAUAACUAAGAUAAGCAUCAUACGAGAGAAAACCUUUACGAAUCCAAACGAAAUCCCAUACUUCCAACAACAGAUACACGACCAGUUUCAAGAAUUCGACCAUGAUAUGAAAUUUGUUGUGGAUGUCAUGAAGCCGUAUGAUAGUAACAUCAAUUUUAGAGCAUUCAUAAAGUUCAACGAUGCUUCUCAAGGCACAAUGGCGUGUGAUGCUCUACGAGGAAGAUUAAUAAUCAAUGGUCAAAAAGCAAAUCUAACACCAAAACUAUCGUCGUCUCUCUCAGUAUCGGAACAAGUCUACCAAUUACUUGAAGACGAAAUUGAAGAUUUUACAGCCGAAUUAAGAGAAAAUGGCACCGAGUUCAAGCUAGACAGUAAGAAAUUGAAGAACGAAAGACGAGUGUUUAACAUAUCAGCUUCGAAUUCGAAUGAUCUCGUGCAGAUUCGACUUGGAUUGGCGGCCAUUGUACAAGGGGAGGUAAUUGAAUAUUGGAGCAACGAGAACAACCGGUAUUUAUUUCUGAAAUCCGGUCGCGAAUUUCUCCGUAGUUUGGAGAAGAGAACCAAUACCAUUCUUCAAGUGGACAACAGGCUGCUCAGUCUGAGAGUUUUUGGAUUGGAAGAUAACAUAUUAAUGGCACAGAACGCAAUUGAUCAAUAUCUAGGAAACAUGGUUGAAGGCGAUGGGCGUCGGGAAAUCAAACUGGAUGGCAAGUCUCAACCAAAAGGCUUGAUGAAAACCCUAGUCACUCGUUAUGAUUUAGAACUGGAAGGUUUUGUACAAGCGUCUGGACUGCAGUCAGCAUUGUUGAACCACCAUAAUCAAACGCUGAAGAUAUCUGGUGAUUCAGCAAGUAUAGAAAAAGCGACCGGAUUGAUCGAGUCAUUGGCUACUGAAUUGAGGAAUAAAAUCACGAAGACGAAAAUUGCAGAGUUGCCAGAUUGUUGCACUUGUCUAUGUCCGGUACAAAGUAUGGACUAUAUAUACCGACUAGAAGCAUGUGGCCACGUGUAUUGUCUGGAUUGCAUCAAGCGGCAGAUAACUGUGGCUGUUCAAAGUAAAGAGUUACCGGUCUUGUGUGGAAAUUGUCAAGACCCACUUGUUUGGUCAGAUUUUGAAUUUUGCUUCAAACGACUACAAAUCAACCCUUUAGACUUAGUGAGAACAGCCGUGUCAGUGUACAUGAUUAGAAACAAAGAUGGCUACCGACAUUGUCCUACCCCUGACUGUCCAAUGGUUUAUCGUAUUACUAAGAAGUCGGAUGUCUUCAACUGUAACGAAUGCGGCAUGAGAAUCUGUACGUCCUGCCAUGUUGAAUACCAUGAUGGUUUGACAUGUGCUAUGUUGAAGAGUUCUAGUGACGUUGACUCAGACAUGGAGAAAUAUUUGAGAGAAAAUGCUACAAGGGUGAAGAGAUGUCCGAAGUGUUCUACUCCGAUUGAGAAAAAGUCCGGUUGCAAUCAUAUGACAUGUAGUGGAUGUAAAAUCCAUUUUUGUUGGCUUUGCUGUCAGGCUUUUACUACAACAAGUUCCGUUUAUGGUCACUUGAAUGCACAGCAUGGUGGAAUAUUUGAUUUUCGGUGA